Messenger RNA from Centropristis striata (black sea bass), 1374 nucleotides. It is a transcript of the gene inaa, whose product is annotated as internexin neuronal intermediate filament protein, alpha a. Gene Ontology annotation, molecular function: structural constituent of postsynaptic intermediate filament cytoskeleton. Gene Ontology annotation, biological process: intermediate filament organization. NCBI's taxonomy places the organism in Eukaryota, Metazoa, Chordata, Actinopteri, Perciformes, Serranidae. The transcript has 5 exons. The coding region runs from base 7 to 1374 and encodes 455 amino acids. Gene Ontology annotation, cellular component: intermediate filament; cytoplasm; postsynaptic intermediate filament cytoskeleton. The record is from RefSeq and is a predicted model, not a curated record.
GCAAACAUGAGCCACGGGGACCGUUACACCUCCUCAUCCUACCGGAAGAUUUUCGGGGACUCUCCCAAGUUCCCCAUCUCCUCCUCCCGCAUGGGCAGCCCCUCUCCUCGGAGCUCCUCGGGGUUCAGGUCCAUGACUGCGUCCCGCAACAGCGCGUCCUCCAUGAGCCUGUACAGACGGAUGGGCCGGUCCAUGUCCUACUCUCCGGUGCCCACCGACUCGCUUGACUUGAGCCAGACCUCCGUGGCCAACAAUGAGUUAAAAGUCAUUAGAACUAACGAGAAGGAGCAGCUGCAGGGCCUGAAUGAUCGCUUCGCCAUGUUCAUCGAUAAAGUGCGUAACCUGGAGCAGCAGAAUAAGGUGCUGGAGAUGGAGCUGGUGACUCUGCGGCAGAAGCAGGGCGAGCCGUCCCGUAUCGCUCAUCUCUACCAGCAGGAGCUGAGGGAGCUGCGCUCCCAGGUGGAGGAGCUGAGCAGGGACAAGAACCGCAUCCUGAUCGAGAGGAACAACCUGGAGGACGAGCUGCAGAAGCUCAUUGUGAAGUACGAUGAGGAGACGAGAACCCGGGAGGAAGCUGAGCAGACCUUGAGGUCCUUCAGGAAGGACGUGGAUGACGCCACGGCAGUUCGCCUGGACCUGGAACGCCGCGUGGAGUCCCUGAUGGAUGAAAUCUCCUUCCUGAGGAAAGUGCACGAUGAGGAAAUCCAGGAGCUGAGCAGCCUGAUGGAGGAGCAGCAGGUCUCCGUGGAGCUCGAGAUCGCCAAGCCCGACCUCACUUCUGCUCUGAAGGAGAUCCGCAACCAGUACGAGUCCAUCGCCUCCAAAAACCUGCAGUCCGCUGAGGAGUGGUACAAGAGCAAGUUCGCCAGCCUCACGGAGCAGGCCACCAGGAGCAACGAGGCCAUGAGGGCCAGCAGGGAGGAGAUCAGUGAGUUCAGGAGGCAGCUGCAGUCCAAGACCAUCGAGAUAGAGACCCUGAGGGGCGCCAACGAGUCUCUGGAGAGGCAGAUCACAGAGAUAGAGGAUGCCCACACUGUGGAAGUCACAGCUAUGCAGGACACUAUUGGCCACCUGGAUACUGAGCUGAGGAACCUGAAGGGUGAGAUGACCCAGCACCUGAGAGAAUAUCAGGACCUUCUCAAUGUCAAGAUGGCCCUGGAUAUAGAGAUCGCCGCCUACAGGAAACUGCUGGAAGGAGAGGAGACUCACUUUAACUCAGGGAUGUCGUUUGGAGCUGCCAGCUACAGCUACCAGCCCCGAGGCUCAGUCGGCUCCUCCAAGAGCAGCCACAAGGAGAAAGGAGGCGCCAAGAAGGAAACCUUCAAGGAGAGCAGUGAGGAUAAAGACGAGGCGGACAUCAACUCCAACAACUGA